Molecule: messenger RNA, 558 nt
Organism: Theileria annulata
Lineage: Eukaryota; Apicomplexa; Aconoidasida; Piroplasmida; Theileriidae
Exons: 1
Coding region: 1-558 (185 amino acids)
Cellular component (GO): nucleus; cytoplasm
Molecular function (GO): AMP kinase activity; ATP hydrolysis activity; ATP binding
Source: RefSeq, a predicted model, not a curated record
AUGGUAAUGGAAGUUAGGAGGAUUCCUAACGUUUUAGUGGUGGGAACUCCAGGUUGUGGGAAGAGUACCUUAUGUAACAGCGUUUUGAAGAGACUCGAUGAUUUGUCGAGUUCCAAAUCCUUGAAUGGAUUUUCCAUGACCCAUUUGAACAUCGCAAAUCUGAUUAAGGACAAGAACCUUUACUACGAGUGGGACGACGAAAUGGACUGUUCAGUUUACGACGAAGAGCUUUUGGCUGAGGAGUUGAGCUCUUACGACUUUUCAAAGGGCGGGUUUCUAGUCGAGUUCCACAGUGUUGAGUUCUUUGAAAAGUCUCAAUUCGACUGCGUUUACGUUCUUCUAACUGAGAUUGAAAUUUUGGCCCGGAGACUGGAAGCUCGAGAUUACACCGAAUCAAAGGUCAAACAAAACCUCCAGUGCGAGAUCUUCCAAACUUGUCUCUACGAUGCCUAUGAAGUAUUUGGGCGCUCCAAAGUCAAAAGUCUAAACUCUAACACUGAACAUGAUCUUGAAAAUAACACUGAAUUGUUAUUCAACUACCUUACUAACUCAUCUUAA